CUGAAGAUGAAUGGGCUGAAUGCAAAGCAAAGCUUGAGCAAUCUUUGGACACGUGCAAACUGACACCAUGGGUGAAGCUGUGUGGAGGUUUCCUCAUGCCUCUCAUGGAGCUCUGCAGUAGGAUGCGGAUCUGUGUCUCUAUCUGGACGCUCCCACAGAUGACUUCCCACCUCUGCUUACUCAUCCUGUCCAGCUUGGCUGUCUCAUCUGAACUGGGUUUGGAGGAUGUUUUCUUCAGUCCACAGGACCAGACAGUUAGAGAAGGAGAGGGCGUUUUCUUCCAGUGUGUGUCAGGAGAAAGUUCUGCUCCUGCCAGCAUCACCUGGCUCAAAGACGGGACACUAAUCACAAGAGGGAGACACAUUCAGGGGGAAUAUGGGGGUGGAAACCAGAAGAAGACCUCAGGCACUCUGCAUCUUUUCAAUGUCACAUUAGAGGAUGAAGGGCUUUACACUUGUGUCACACACAAUCCUUUGCUGAACAUCAGCAAGAAGAGCAAGCCGGCUAAACUAACUGUGCAGGAGGUCCCUCGAAGGCUGCAGUUCAUCCGCGGCCCUGACAGUAUCACCGUUGCUAUAGGAACAGAGGUCUCCAUGCACUGUGCUGUCCGUGGCUUCCCUGUUCCCAUGGUGCACUGGUUCAAAGACGGCUGCCUCCUGUCCAACUGCUCGGCCUCGUUCAGCGUGCAGAACAAUGGACAGCUGCUCACAUUCAGUAACGUGACCCGGGAGCACGAAGGCUCGUUUCACUGUGAAGCGUCAAACCACAAAGAGACAAUCAAAUCGCAUCAUGCCUUACUGCUUACCGCCGAUAUGGACUGGAGUUUCGUCCAGCAACCUGCAAACCAGACGGUGAAAAGGGGAGAAAAUGUUACAGUCACUUGCAGACCUCCAUACAGCCGACCAGCAGCACAGGUGGCCUGGUUCAAAAACAACCAGCUAGUCUCUCCCAAAGGCCAUCAGAUCGUGCUGCCCAGUGGAGACCUUAUCUUCUACAGUGUUCAGGAGGAUGACAAUGGGAGCUACUUCUGCAGAGCCUCCAACAUCCAUCUUCAAAGAUUUCUCACCUCUAGAAGAGCGACCCUGACUGUGCUGGCCCCUCCAUCAGUGAAACUGCGCCCCCAGGUGUUGACAGUGGCUGUCGGGGCUCGGGUGGUGCUGGAGUGUGAGGUGUCUGGUUAUCCUCCACCCUCCAUCAGUUGGGUGAAGAGAGGCCACUCCAAGCAGACCGGAGGCAAAAUCGUUUUAGGAUUGAGAAAUGCCACUCUCUACAUCAAUUCAGCGCGGGGCUACGAUGAAGGAGCGUAUGUGUGCGAGGCCUCCAACACUCUGGGCCACAGCCGGAACACAGCAAUGCUGAGAGUUGCUGUGAGUCCCAUCAUACUGACCUUCGUAGAUCGGGUGAGCUGCAGGAUCGGGGGGGCAGUGGACCUGCCCUGUAUGGCUGUAGGGAUUCAGCCCAUCACAUACAGCUGGACCCGGGGCAAAGCAGAGACAUAUUCACCCAUCAGUCCCACUGAGGAUAGACACAUUAAUGCAGAAGAUGGAGCUCUGCAUAUUUCCAAUGUGCAGUAUACUGACAUGGGGGAAUAUUUCUGUACUGCUGAGAACCGAGCCGGGCGACAUCAGAAACGCAGCAUCCUCGCUGUCACAGCUGAACAUCGUCCAGCUGACAGUGGCAAACAGACAAGAUUGGUUUUGUCUGCUAGCACCAACACAAGCAAAGACCUGCCAGUGUUCCAAUCCAGUGACUCUAUGGCUAAGCAACACCUUGGGACAACACGUAAUCCACAUGAGCAGGCAAAGCAACAUGAGGCAGCGUGUUCCUUACCCCGCUGUGAUCCUACAACAAACGGAACUCCUACGUCACCUCCAUUCUUAAUGGGAGCAGUGGCCGAGCUAAAGAUGCCAGCACGAUCACUUGGCUGGUUUUUACAGCACAAGCCAAAUCAGCCUACAACCAGUCCAACUCAGCCGUUAGUCACACAGAUGCAGCCUCCUAUGUUGCUACCCCCUCCACAUCCCAACUUCCAGUCAGGAGAUAUCUACUCCCCUCUGCAACAAACAAGAGCUCCUCUUAUGAUUUCAAAAAGUGAACCACAAAUAACAUUUAGCCAGACAUCAGUUGUCGCAAACAAAGCUUUGGGUGCAACUUUGAAAUAUGUACUUACUGAAAGUUUGAGAAUAACAUCACCACAUACCCAUUUUCAGCAACAAGUCAGUGACGAAUUGUUGAUAAAAACUGAUCCUCGGAGCUCUAACAUCCGUGCUGUGUCUAUAGACAGUCAAACCACACGCUUUACUGAGAUGUCCAACAUUUCAUUGGGUGAACCCUUUGGUUUUCUCAAAAAGGAUUCGUAUUCACCGACUACAACAGAAAGUCCUGUAACCCAAACUAAGAUGACCCAUUCUGGUUCAGUAAUUCAGUCUUCUGCUUCAAAAGCAGAGUUGGGCCAAACAAAAACACAGCGACUGACUACCAAAAGUAAAAUGUACCAACCCUACCAUGAGCCAACCUCAACUCACAUUUCUCAAACCAAACCCCAGCACCAAAGUCAACCUCCACACCAGAAAACACAUCUGCAGCCAUCGCCAGCCAUCUCACAAAUAUCUGAAUCAGACAUGGAGCAACCAUUUACUCAAAGUCUUUAUCCGAAGUACCGUCUUAAGCUAUGGACAAUCCCACAUUAUCUGCCUACCUCUCAAUCUCCAACUUCUCCGUUCACAAAGCAUCAAAAAGACCCAAUUCACUCUCAGUCAACUUCAACCAUGUCUUUGCUUCAUUCAUCUCCAACUCAACAUCCGCUGCUCUACUCACAAUCUCCCCUGGCACAGACUGAAACUUUCACGCUCCAAAACAAAAACCACACUUCAAUCUUAACCGUCCAUCGGACCUCAGAUCUGCUGGAACCUAAGAACCCUCAGGUCAGCAUGUCCGACCAGGUACAGCUAAAUACCAGCCAGCAAGGUGACCCAGUUCAGUCAACUAAAUCUGGCAAUGAAUCAGAGCUUACAGAGUUGCUGAAGAGGAACACCUCCCAAUCACCUAUGACCAGCAAUGAUCCCAGAGUAACACAGCAGUCUCCAUCAUGGCUGCCUGUGCUGGAGAAACAUGACAUCCCCAUCGUGGUGGGAGUGGGUGUAUCUCUGGCCUUCAUCUUCAUCACUGUUACCUUCUAUUCAGUGGUCCAGAAGAAUGAAGCUGCACCAACCAUCCGAGCAGGUCAGAGAUCCUCAGAUGCAUCAAAUGUCAGCACACCUAAUUCACAUUCUGAGCAUGCUCAGAGGAAUCUAGGUGUCCCCAUAAGACACACUGAAUGUCGUGCUGAAGGACGUUCAUAUGAAAACAGAGCUUUUGAAGAUGACGACUGUGUGACAGUGAUUGAGCAGAGCCCUAACACAUCAGACACCCGAGCCCUACCUCCAGGCCUGAGCCUGGUCACGGUGCAGAUGGAGCCCACAUUUGAGGAUCUUCAGGAGGAUACACAUCCUGCUCUGGACGAUCACUCAGUCACUGUAGAAACGUAUCCUGAGCCCAUUCUCGACACAAAGAUUGAUCCCUCUCUGGAGGAGGUGAAGGGCCGCAGUUUGUCCCAGCCCAGCAUCCAGCUGCAGUGUGCUGAGGACUGGACUAGCAACAGAGGAGAUAACCGCUGCAGUCCUUGCCACAAUGUCCUGCCUCCCCCAUCAUCUUUACCGUCCCGUUCACCUUCCCCCUCUCCUCCAUCAAGGCAUCAGGACGGCCUGCGCUCCUCAUUAACCCUACAAACGGCUGAGGCAGGUGGAGCGCCCAUCCACCACAGCCUCAGCAUCUCACAUGGCAACCAUCCCCUGCUUCUUUCUCAUCACGUCUCCCUGGGCCUCACUACAGUGGCAGUAGAUGUCCAUUUUUACCCAGCAGCCACUGCUUCGGUGGCAGUAGGCACUAGCACUCAUAUCAAUUCAGCCUCCAACUCCACUUCAGUGGCUGCCCCACCAGUGUUCAGUUCCCCGUUUGUUAGCAGUCAGGAGAAUGACCAAUCAGCUGCUAGAAUUCAGCAGUUUAAGUAGCAAUUGAAACUUGGAAAAUACUUUUCUCUUGAUUUAGAAGAGAUUACAGGACCCUGAAGGUGAUUAGCUAGACUUAGCAUAAAGACUGGAUGCUAGAAGAACACCUACCCCUCCGUCAGGGUUCAUAAUCCACUUACCAACCCAUAUUAAAACAUGAUGCCGCUUCUUUGUUGAAUCUGUUCAACAAAGCGAGUAAAGGAGUCCUAGCUUCACAAUUUAUUGUGCAAACAUUUAUUUAUGUUUAUCCAUUAACCUUCAAAUCUGUACAGCGCGUCUACUGCUCCUAACUGUUUAUCAAGAGUGUGAGGAUUGCAAAACCACCCAUAAAAAAACAAAACAAUGGUAGUUGUAUGUUUUUUACAGAUGAAGUUAAAAGGAUACAUCAUGUUACGUACCUAACACUAGCUGUUUUCUACCUGUCUUUAGUCUUUUUGCAAAGAUAGGCUAACCGCCUCCCUUCUUUCGCUUUAAACAAAGGCUAGUUGUAUACAUUUUCUCAUCUAACUGGAAUGUUUCUGAAAAUGUUAAACUUUUCCAAGUCUAACUAGUCCAACAUUGUGUGUAUGGAAAUUUGAAUAAUUAUUUAAAUAUUUUUUUGAUAUCUUUAGCACAGCACCUACUGCUUUACUCCUGUGCUUACAUUAUUUAUUACGGUACAGUUAUGACUGUGGUGCAGGUGACUUUUGAUGAAAACUACUAGUUUUGCUUUUAUUUUACUUCUAAAACAUGAAAGAGAAAAAUCUAAAUGUUUAGUAAUAAUUUGAAUAUUAGUUGUGAAUGAAUCACAGUUUUAUUCUGAUUUAUAGUGUUAUCGGUUAGGGUUUUUCCACACAGUAAGGCUUAAAUGUGUGUACAGUAUUGACUUCUUCAGUAAAACAGCCAAGGAUACUUUGUUGUAAAAUACCGUUUUCUUGUUUCAGUGACCUGCUCAUUUUAUUUCAUCAAACUACUUGACUGUUAACACCUUUUUGAAACCAAAGCAG
This is a messenger RNA of Eleginops maclovinus (Patagonian blennie), 5032 nucleotides long. Its product is annotated as mucin-2. The record is from RefSeq and is a predicted model, not a curated record. Bases 96 to 4049 code for a protein of 1317 amino acids. Lineage: Eukaryota; Metazoa; Chordata; Actinopteri; Perciformes; Eleginopidae. Gene Ontology annotation, cellular component: plasma membrane. Gene Ontology annotation, biological process: homophilic cell-cell adhesion. The transcript has 19 exons.